GAUAAGCGGAGCUUUGUUGACGUAUGGAAACCUCUGAUCUGGAAGGGAGGAAAUUACAAUAUUUCUCGUCAAGAGGCGAAACAAAUGACACAAAAAUGGUGAAUGCUGUAACAAGUUUCAUAGAUUCCCUGAUGGAAUUGCUGAGCUUAACAUCACAGAUGAUGUCUUUGGGAGUACGCGUUUGGUCUUUAGGGAUCACGCUCAUUCUUCAGCUAUUAGUACUUCUUGUUGCUCUACUCUGCAUAUGCUGGGGUCUUCUGAAAUGUUGUUUGUACACCCUGCGGCGAGGGGAACCAGGCUACCUGCAUGUUGCAUUCUUUCACCCCUAUUGCAAUGCUGGAGGAGGGGGUGAGAGGGUGCUGUGGUGUGCCAUAAGGUCAAUACAGAGGAAGUACCAGCAUGUGAAAUGUUAUGUCUAUACAGGAGACACAGAUGUAACUCCACAAGAAAUCUUACAGAAAGCACAGCAGAGAUUUGGUGUAAUCCUGCCACGACCAGUGGAAUUUAUCUUCCUCCAAAGUCGGAUGGUUGUGGAAGCAAGACACUAUCCAUUUCUGACUCUUCUGAUGCAGAGUGUUGGGUCAAUGAUGCUUGGUGGUGAAGCCCUGUUGAAAUUCAGGCCAGAUGUGUAUUUUGACACCAUGGGUUAUGCUUUUACAUAUCCCCUCUUUCGUUAUGUUGGUGGCUGUGUUGUUGCCUCUUACACGCAUUACCCAACAAUCAGCACAGACAUGUUUGGCCAGGUUGCAAACAGGGUUGAAGCUCACAAUAACAGAGGGUUCAUUGCAAGGAACACAGUAUUCAGUGCCAUGAAGCUGGGAUAUUAUCAUCUCUUUGCCCUGAUGUAUGCACUAGGUGGCCGUUGUGCUCACCUUGUGAUGGUCAACUCCACGUGGACGCACGGUCAUAUCACGGCUCUCUGGGGCCAGGCCCAUCAUACACACAUCAUAUACCCACCAUGUGAUACAGAACAAUUCAAAAGUUUGUCACUGAUUCCUGAUGCCAGCAAGAAGCUGAAAACCAUUGUUUCUAUUGGCCAGUUUCGACCUGAGAAAAAUCAUCCACUUCAACUCCAAUCCCUCCAGAAGCUUUGUGAAAUUUUAGAUCCAGCAGAUCGGGAGAAAGUACGUCUUGUUCUAAUAGGUGGAUGUAGGAAUAACGAGGAUCAGCAGCGAGUGGAAGACCUAAAGACCCUUGCUUUAGAUCUGGGAGUUGCAGACAAAAUAGUUUGGAAGCUGAAUGCACCCUUUUCAGAGCUCCUAGAGACUGUACAGACAGGGACCAUAGGCCUGCACACCAUGUGGAAUGAGCACUUUGGGAUUUGUGUAGUUGAGUGCAUGGCAGGCGGGUUGAUCAUGGUAGCACAUGAUUCUGGUGGACCAAAAAUGGAUAUUCUAAUGGACUAUGAAGGCCAGAAGACAGGCUAUACUGCAUCAGAUGCUGAGAUGUAUGGGCAAGUGAUGAAAGACAUUUUAGAAGCUAGUGAUGCAGAAAGGGAAGCUGUACGCACUGCAGCUAGAAGUUCAGUUGACAGAUUUAGUGAUGAGCAGUUUGAAACAUCUUUCAUUAGUGCCAGUGAAUUUAUUUUCUCAUCAACUGAUGUACGUCAAUAAGAGGUUUUUGUGUAUUGUAGCUUUUGUAUGUGUAAUUUAUAUGUUGCAAAUUUCAGUUCAGUUGGAUUUUUAGAUUUGUCAAGGAUUUGUCAGGCUGCACCAUAUUUAUUUUUAAAAUUUGAAUAUCAGAAUGUGUGAACUUGUGUUUGGUAUUCUUUU
Messenger RNA from Penaeus monodon (black tiger shrimp), 1772 nucleotides. It is a transcript of the gene Alg11, whose product is annotated as GDP-Man:Man(3)GlcNAc(2)-PP-Dol alpha-1,2-mannosyltransferase-like. Gene Ontology annotation, cellular component: endoplasmic reticulum membrane. Lineage: Eukaryota; Metazoa; Arthropoda; Malacostraca; Decapoda; Penaeidae. The coding region runs from base 24 to 1613 and encodes 529 amino acids. Gene Ontology annotation, biological process: protein N-linked glycosylation. Gene Ontology annotation, molecular function: GDP-Man:Man(3)GlcNAc(2)-PP-Dol alpha-1,2-mannosyltransferase activity. The transcript is spliced from 4 exons. The record is from RefSeq and is a predicted model, not a curated record.